GUGUAAAAGUCUGAUUUUCACACAGCUGCGUCUUUAUUAUCGUAAUUCCGAAUGGUUUAUGGGAAAGUCGUUAUUAAGUUAAAAAAAAAAAACACCUUGGAUCCUGUGCUUGGAUGCAGGUGCCUGUCUGCUGGAGGCUCUGACGCCUGUCAGGUGGUGGCUUUGAGAUCAUGCUUCUAUAUAGAUACUGGCAUGUAUUUUUUCUCAAUGAAUCUGCGUUAUUUAUAAAACUAUAAUCUUUAGAAAAGGUGUAAGUAUUUAGUAUAAACUCAUCUGAAGAAAGGCUUUUUUUUUUGUGGUCUCCCCCACACACACUUUCUCUAAGCUGUUUUGUUGUUUCUGGUUCUUUAUGUGCUGGGUGGUUGCUUAAUGCAAGUAAGACGUUUAUCCACAGAGUCACUUGAAUAUUACUGUAAAACUAUGGUGAAAAAGCUCAUAACCACACAAAUGUUUCAGAAUCGGAAAGAACUGGAAAAUGCUGGGGGGAAAAAUGAACAAAACAAAUUUCACGUUUUCUUUGCAGGCAAUUGCUAUAUACAAAAUUACCUCAGCGUUUUGAUGAGCAGACAUGGCUGUCACGCUGCACACUGAUGUAGGAGAUAUUAAAAUUGAAUUGUUUUGUGAGCGUACACCGAAGACUUGUGAAAAUUUCCUGGCUCUGUGUGCUAGUAACUACUACAACGGCUGCAUAUUUCACCGGAAUAUAAAGGGCUUCAUGGUUCAGACAGGGGAUCCAUUAGGUACUGGGAAAGGAGGUAACAGCAUCUGGGGUAAGAAGUUUGAAGAUGAAUUCAGUGAAUACCUAAAGCACAGUGUCCGUGGGGUGGUUUCAAUGGCGAACAAUGGCCCAAAUACCAAUGGAUCACAGUUCUUCAUCACUUACGGCAAGCAACCACACUUAGAUAUGAAGUACACUGUCUUUGGGAAAGUUAUUGAUGGCUUGGAGACCCUGGAUGAGCUGGAAAAGCUGCCUGUGAAUGAGAAAACCUACCGACCUCUUAAUGAUGUUCGCAUUAAAGAUAUUACAAUUCAUGCCAACCCUUUUGCUGUGUAACCACAAACAGUCUUGAUGCAUUCUUUAGAGAUUGGUCAGGUCGACUGCUGGGUGAUUAUGGUGUUUAGAGUGUCAUUAAAAAGGGUUACUCAACCUUGAUCAUACCUUUGGUCAUUGAAUGCAGGGUUCUCAGAUGUUGUGACAUUGUUUGGGAGUUGUCAUAAGGGAGUCUCAUGCUUCAGAAGACAGUUUUUCCAGAGUAUAUUCCUUGAUUUUGACUUUUAAACUUUGCUUCUUGUACUUGUAAAACAAGAAAAGACUUUCAAAAAUACAUAUAUUUUU
Molecule: messenger RNA, 1336 nt
Organism: Cygnus olor (mute swan)
Lineage: Eukaryota; Metazoa; Chordata; Aves; Anseriformes; Anatidae
Gene: PPIL3
Product: peptidylprolyl isomerase like 3
Exons: 6
Coding region: 569-1054 (161 amino acids)
Biological process (GO): protein peptidyl-prolyl isomerization; protein folding
Cellular component (GO): catalytic step 2 spliceosome
Molecular function (GO): peptidyl-prolyl cis-trans isomerase activity
Source: RefSeq, a predicted model, not a curated record